This is a messenger RNA of Diachasmimorpha longicaudata, 7831 nucleotides long. RefSeq names its product glutamate receptor ionotropic, kainate 2-like. The record is from RefSeq and is a predicted model, not a curated record. Lineage: Eukaryota; Metazoa; Arthropoda; Insecta; Hymenoptera; Braconidae. Gene Ontology annotation, cellular component: postsynaptic density membrane; plasma membrane. The transcript is spliced from 24 exons. Gene Ontology annotation, biological process: monoatomic ion transport. The coding region runs from base 2231 to 5293 and encodes 1020 amino acids. Gene Ontology annotation, molecular function: ligand-gated monoatomic ion channel activity; signaling receptor activity.
CGAAAAUGGCUUCGUGGGGGACAAAAGUCGCAGAUGGUGCAUUGAAUUUCAUUCUUCUGUUGAUGAUAUCGAAGCAAAUAUUGGCAUCUUGUUGCAUUUUAUUUCUGUCUACAUCUGCCUAUUCAUAAAUUAAUAUAUAAAUGCCCGAAUUGACAUAAAAAUUUAGCCGAAAAAAUUGUUAAAAUUCAACCAAAAAAUCAAAACAAUUUAUCGCAAACUCGCAAUAAAUAAAUGAAUGAAUAGCGUGGGGUAUAGUAAAAACUUGUGGGAGAGAAAUUUUUGUGAUUUUUUCCAAUUGAUUUGUUUUUUUCUUUAAUAUUUCAGUCGGUAUAAAAAAUAGCAAAAGGUAUCAGACUGUAUGAACGAAUACGUAAACUCUUUUCUUUCUGUGAAUAUCAAUUAUUAUUUUGUAUACAAAAUGUAAUGAAUUGGCCGAAGGCCUUCAGGCUAUGUCCAGUUGCAGUUUGUCCCCAACACUCGGAACAAAUUUCGUUAGAAGUAAUAAAUAAAUUUCCAAAUGUACUUUUAAUAGAGAUUAAUCGUUUGUGAGACUGACAAAAAAAACUAAAUUACCGUAAAAAAGCCGCUAAUGAAUUUAGAUGGUACGACACGUAAUUUGAGUGUAAUAUCGCAUUACACGGGGCUCUCAACGCCAAGUUCAUGGUGCUAUAUGGGCGCGUCACGCUACAUUAUUUCCUCAUUAUUCCAUGACAGAUACGAGAAUUAGCGUCAACGAUUAUUAUAACAAACUAAUGCACCCACGGUGUGCAAUAGAUCGGAGAGAAUUAUCAUGCACGAGGGAACUCUUCCAUGAAGGGCCCCUCACCACCCCUUAACUGGUCACGAAAAUGUUCAUUUUCCGUUUGAAAUAGGGGAAAUUAAUUGAGUGAUAAAUUAUUUACCUUUUUACAACCAGCACUUCAAAGCAGUUUUCGUGAUACAUUUGAUUUCCUGGGAAAUUCCCGUCCCGAUAAUCAUCAAUUAACUAUUUAUUGCCCAAAAUUUUCAAGUGAUAAUAACUAUUAUGUUUUAACAUUUUUUUUGCUGGUCGAAACUGUGGAAUUUCUCACGUCAACCCUCGCGGAGCUUUUUUUCUACAUCAAUUUGCGACCUGCGUCUGACCACGUAUGGUCCACCACCACUGCCAGCAAUAAUUGUCGUAACUCGACGAUUAUAAUUUAGCCUCCACCAUUACCCCGAAUUAAUUCACAGCAGAAAUAAUGAAACCGACUGCGUUGACAUCAUCCAUUCCACAUCCAUCCAGAAGCAACAGAUCCUCGGGGAAAUAUGUGUCCUCGGAGGCGAAAAGACUAACAGUGCAAUUAAAUUAUUCAGAGUGGCGGAGCGACUGGCAAAUGCACACAGGGACGACAGUGAAUAUCCCGAAAGUGCUGGAAUGCUUUGUGAUCCUACGGUUUCCAACACUGGAAUUUUGUGUCUCAAAUGGACGGGGCGUUAUGCUGGAGAUGCGGAUGUGUUUGUUAUGUACUACUUAGAGAGGUACACUUUCAUUCCUAAGUGAGAAGCCGGCAUGAAACGCGAGAUGAGGGGAAGCGACAGUAACUUUUUACGAGGGAACCGAAGUAAAGACAUUGGACGGAGUUAUGUUUUGACUUAAAUCCAAUGCCAUUUUAUCCUCCCCCUCCCUGCCUCUCCUGAACCCAACCUACCCACAGCUCUCCUGGUGCAGGUGAGAGCAGUAACUGAAGGAAUUCAAAAUGAAAAUGUUGAUGCAAGGCUUUGGUGUACUGUGAAAACGGUCAUACGCUUUUUUGAAAUACGAUUUUCCUCGCUCAGAGGGACCGCCCUGAUGUUGUGUUUAUCUGCACCCAGAAGAGGGUAGGGAUCACUUACCUCACACUGUACCUAGAGAUACUGCGGUUUCCCGCUAAAUUCCAAUCUAACCAUCACGUGGAGCGCAUGCGCUGGAGUUACCCGGAGCACGUGGAGCCUCUGAUAUUAUCCGACAGUACGAUACCCGCCCUGCGUUGGAGCGAGACUCGUGGGGUUUCUGCACAUCCGAGGGUAAGACCAAGAGCGGACAGUCGCGCGCCGGCCGCUGUCACGGUGGGAUCCCGUAUGUUUCGCUCCGUUUCGUUUACUUUUCAGGUGCAUGCAAACCUGAGAGGCUCUGCACCCUGAGGAGGGGGGGGUGGAGAAGCUGUAUCGGGUUAGUGACGUGUGAUCGUGAGUGGGGAGAGGCCGAAAGGGUGAGUCUUCGAGAUGAGCUAUGAAGGGGGCCCCGGGCUGCCUGCUAGCCUCCGUCAUCAUUUUACUACUGCUACGAAUGAUUGUUUACACGAAUGCAUUGCCAGCCAAGGUCAAAAUUGGUGCCAUAUUCACUCAUGACCAAAAGGAUAGCAGCACAGAGCUGGCCUUCAAGUAUGCCGUUUACAAGAUAAACAAGGACAAGGUCAUACUGCCAAAGACAAAUUUAGUUUUCGACAUUCAGUACGUGCCCAAAGAUGACUCGUUUCACGCGUCCAAAAAAGCCUGUCAACAGGUCAAAUUUGGCGUACAGGCUGUGUUUGGACCAUCGGAUCCUAUUCUCGGUCAGCACAUUCACAGUAUCUGCGACGCGCUGGAUAUACCGCAUCUGGAGGUCAGGCUGGACCUGGACGCGGAGGCGAAAAAAUUCAGCAUAAAUCUGCAUCCCGCACAAACGUUACUCAAUUCUGCUUAUCAGGACGUUAUGUUUUUCCUUAAUUGGACGAGAGUUGCUGUUAUUUAUGAAGAUGAUUAUGGUCUGCUGAAGCUCAGGAACUUGGUGAAGACACCGAAGUCACCGGAUCUCGAGGUACAUCUGAGACAAACUGAUCCGGAUUCGUAUGGACGCGUUCUGAGUGAUAUCAAGAGUAAAGAGAUUAGAAAUUUUAUUGUUGACACUAAACCUGAACACAUGCAGCAUUUUUUACGAAUGAUAAUUCAAAUGCAAAUGAACGAUUACAAGUACCACUACCUCUUCACAACUUUUGAUAUUGAAACGUUCGAUCUCGAGGAUUUCAAGUACAAUUUUGUCAACAUCACUGCCUUUCGAUUAGUCGACGCUGACGACAUUGGAGUCAGGGGAAUACUGAGAGACAUGGAGCGCUUCCAGCCAGCCGGAAACACUGUGCUCAAUAAAUCACGUGUUAUUCAGGCCGAACCCGCUCUGAUAUAUGACAGCGUACAAGUAUUUGCCGUUGGUCUGCGCACCCUGGAGCAGUCACACACCCUGAGACCGGUGAAUCUCUCCUGCGAGGCAGAGCAUCCCUGGGACGGUGGCCUAUCUCUCAUCAACUACAUCAACUCGGUGGAGAUGAAGGGAUUAUCUGGGCCCAUCGAGUUCAAGGACGGCCGGAGGAUUCAGUUCAAACUGGACUUGCUCAAAUUGAAGCAACAUUCACUGGUUAAAGUUGGCGAGUGGAGGCCGGAUCUCGGAGUCAACAUCACAGAUGGCGCUGCUUUUUUCGAGCCUGGAACUGUCAACGUCACCCUAAUUGUCAUCACAAUUCUGGAGCGACCGUACGUGAUGAUGCACCACGGAAUAAACUACACCGGUAACGAUCGAUUUUACGGUUUUUGUAUGGAUCUGCUCGAGGCAGUGGCACAAGUGGUAGGCUUCACCUAUCGUCUGGAAUUAGUACCUGAUCGUAAAUACGGUGCACAAGAUCCUGAGACGGGCGAGUGGAAUGGCAUGGUCCGUGAACUCAUGCGACAUGAACAGCCAUACGUUAUGCUGAGGAACUCGGGAAAUUUCAGUGGUAAUGAACGGUACGAGGGAUUCUGCAUCGAUCUACUGAGAGAGAUAGCGCGCAUGGUGGGAUUCACGUACAGAAUUGAGCUAGUACCCGAUGGCAAGUACGGUGUUUACGAUUACGAGACCGGCGAGUGGAACGGAAUUGUGCGUCAGUUGAUGGAUAAGAAAGCAGAUUUGGCAGUUGGAUCGAUGACGAUAAAUUACGCCCGUGAAAGUGUCAUCGAUUUUACGAAGCCCUUCAUGAACCUGGGUAUCUCAAUUCUCUUCAAGGUACCAACGAGUCAUCCGGCGAGACUAUUUUCCUUUAUGAACCCUCUGGCUAUUGAAAUCUGGCUUUAUGUACUAGCCGCCUAUGUUCUUGUAUCGGUAACGAUGUUUGUUGUGGCGAGAUUCAGCCCCUACGAGUGGAAUAAUCCACACCCCUGUCACGGACACUCAGGCCCGGAAAUUGUUGAGAAUCAGUUCUCAUUGUCCAACAGCUUCUGGUUCACAAUUGGCACUCUGAUGCAGCAGGGAAGUGAUCUAAACCCUAAGGCGGCGAGUACGAGAAUUGUUGGAGGUAUAUGGUGGUUUUUUACGCUUAUUAUUAUAUCGUCUUAUACGGCUAAUCUGGCCGCCUUCUUGACGGUUGAGAGAAUGAUAACACCCAUUGAAAAUGCGGAGGAUCUUGCUGGACAAACGGACAUCACCUAUGGAACAUUGGAGAGCGGCAGUACUAUGACAUUUUUUCGAGAUUCAAUGAUUGAAACAUACAAAAAAAUGUGGCGUUUCAUGGAGAACAAGAAGCCCUCGGUAUUCGUCCCUACGUACGAGGAAGGCAUUCAGCGUGUUCUCCAGGGUGAUUAUGCCUUUCUGAUGGAAUCGACAAUGCUGGAUUACAUCGUCCAACGAGAUUGCAAUCUCACCCAGAUCGGGGGAUUGCUGGAUAGCAAGGGUUAUGGAAUAGCAACGCCAAUGGGAUCACCGUGGAGAGAUAAGAUCUCACUCGCCAUUCUCGAGCUUCAGGAGAAGGGGGAGAUACAGAUGUUGUAUGACAAGUGGUGGAAGAGCCCUGGUGAUACCUGCAAGAGGAAGGAGAAGGGCAAGGAGAAUAAAGCCAAUGCUCUGGGUCCUGCGAAUAUCGGUGGAAUUUUUGUUGUUCUACUCUGUGGCCUGGCGUUCGCAGUUCUCGUGGCGAUAUGCGAAUUUUGUUACAAUUCACGUAGACAUUCACCAUCGGAACGUGAGACACACGCUGUACAACCGCCCCCCACGUGCUCUGGGUCUUUGCAGACUGUCAGUCAAAAUCCACAGCAGCAAAAUUCGAAUCAGGAAUCACUGUGCUCGGAAAUGGCACGAGAAUUGUGUCGUGCAUUACGAUGUCGCGCAUCAUCACGUCGGCGAAAGGCUUGUGAAAAGUGCUCGACACACGUAGUUGGUUACACACUUGAUAAUCCAACUGCCACUCCUCUAAAUGGGAUGAGAUCUCAGAGAGGCAGUCUGGGAAUCACCGGAGAUUUACCAGCUCACAUUCACAUGCAUCAUCAUGUACCCCACGACUACGAUGGAAAUUGACAAAAAAUAUAUAUCACUUCAUCAUUUUUUUACUCGCGAAAUCAUCGUACGCAAGAAAGUAUUCAUUAAUCAUUCAACAAAAAAAAAUUGGAAAUACAUUUUAUAUAGUGAUGAAUGAUGAAUGGGAAACGUCGACACUAUUAUAGGAGUAAAUUUUUAUGAAUGAGUCAAGACCUUCUCGCGAUCCGAGGUGAUUUUUCACGGCUUGUCUGACUUUUUUUUUGCCCGGAGGAAUUUCCUCGGAUACGCCAAGACGUCUUCUCCAUUUAUAAAAACACUCAAUGGUAAACGAAUGAGUAAUUUUGCAACGGCGCAAUAGUGCGUGUCUCUAUUCACUUUCCUAAUUCAGUUCUCAGCCAAAAAUGCCGGAGUAACGAAGAAAAUAAAGACUAGAAUGUAAAUAAAACGGACGGCAGGCGCUGGUUGUGCUAACUGUUAUAAUUAAUUUAAACUAGUGAUUAAAUCUUCAGUGAAGUGGUAAUAAAGAUAAAUUCCCCGAAAGUAUCAAAAAUUUUUUGGAGCCCUUGCGAUGACAAACAAAUCCCGCAUUUCUUCAAUCGAAUGAAAUUCACAAAAUGAUCCCUAAACGUCAACUAAUCUUUAUUUACCACUUCAUGACCAAAAUGAUGAGUAAUCGUUCGAUGUUUGAUGUCAUUGUACGUGUAUACAUGGACCUAGACUACGAAAUAAAAGAUAUCAGGAAAAUAAAACCACCAACAGCAGACAAAUUUUCUUUUAUAUAACAUCAUUUAUUAAGGGAUAAAAUAAAUGACAAAUAACAUAUCGUUUAUAGGAAACUAUAACAUUUUUUAAAGUGUUCAUUGUUCGUUUACGAUAUAAAAGAAAUCACAUCACAUACAACUCCCCUCCAUCCCUCACCAUCAAACCUCCAGACUGUUGAAACAAUUUAUUCUCUUAUUCUGGUGAAUCAUGACAGGAUUAGGCAAUGACCGCAUAGCUUAAUCGAGCCAGUGAAGCCAGAAAAUAUCCUUCCAUGUUGAAAGCUCAUUCUCCAAAUAAUUUAUAACAACUUUGAGGUUGAAAUAAUGGAAAAGAGAUGAAAGUGUGUCUGGAAAUCUGAUGUCAUUAUCAGUUUCUAAUCGUUUCUUCUGUAAUUAAAAUUGAAAAUGUUAUUCUGUCCAGUCCAAAAUAUCUUGGAUGGACCAAUAUCAACGUGACCUUAAAUCAUCACACGAUCAUUCUGUUUGCGGUAGCAUUUCUAGGACAAUAAUAUGUUCUGUGACUCCAGAAGGUGAUGAUCGAUGGCUAUCAGUACUCCAACGAUUACCAGAGCUUAAAAAAUCCACGAAUGGUACCAAUUUAUCAAUAGUACUGAUAAUUCAUCGAUGUAACUCCCUUCAUUCAGUUCUGACUAUUCAGGGUGUUUUGGUGACAAUCGUGAAAGUUUACUAUAAUUUAUUGUUUUGUGUCUGCAAUGAUUAGAUGUUGACUUUCACUCUCCCCUCAUUCUUCUCCGCUUCUUCGUCGAUGAAUAAAUUAUAAAAAUGAAAUAAUUGUCGAUUAAUCUUGUCGAAUUAUACAUCGAACGAACCCGGCGCUCGAUUUCAAUGUAUUUCAAUCAUAAAAGAAAUAAGAUUUUCACGUUUAUUUGAGUUAGAAAUAUCACGAUCUAUUCCAACUGUUGAAUUUUCGUCCACUUUAGUGGAAAUAUCAAAUCACACAAGCCUUAAGUUCAACUUCACCUCAAUCCAUUAUUCCCCAAUGAAUUUAUGAAACGUAACGUUAACAUGACAUUUUUUCAACGUUCACAUCAAACUCAAAUUAUCGAGAUAAUGAAUUAUUUGAGGAUAAAUGCCCAGAAUAUUAUCGAUAUUCUCUCCAAAAUUCAAUUACAUCUCCAGAAAAUAUUUAGUUCAGAUGAUUAUCAUGUCGAUGGUGUUACAUUUCACAAUUUCACCGGAUAAUUUAUUCCCUUAAAAAUAAAAAAGACAAAUCCAUACGAAGGAAUUGAAAUUAAUUCUACGUUCUGACACUCGAUUACAUCGUCAAAAUAACUUGUUUACCUUUCAUUAAAAUCAAAAGAAAGAAAAAUAAUCGUUACAAAUUCUCUCGUUAAUUAUGUCGCCUACCAACGUCGUGCCUUUGAGUACAAAAAAGAAAAAAAAAUCGAUUAGAAAUACAAGACACUUGGUCUUGGUUUCAUAUAUAUGCAUAGGUAUAUUUUUUUUAUUUUUUUUCCUCGUUUAAAAACAUUUUUAUUCACUUUUUAAUCGCUCAGUCCCUCGAAGAGAUCAUUACAUGAGGAUGCACGUCAUCAAUUAAUUUCUUUGCUAAGAAAUACGUGGAUGAAUGAUAUCAUUGCAUCAGAUGAUUGAUUCAUUAAAGAGAACGUGUAUCCUCAUUCAUGUUUUAUGUUUCCUUAAAUUAUAAAAAAAAAUACGCCCUGUGAAUUCUCCACAGGGUCUUGGCAGAAUGCCAAUAAGGGACCGAUCUUUAAAAAAACAAUUGUUGAUGAGAUGCAUGAUUAGAAGAAUGGUUAGAGGAGAGUGAAAGGUAUAAAAUUAGGGGAAAAGAGAU